CACGUUCGCAACGACAUUCUCCAAACGUUGCGUACGUUAAUCCAUUGCUCUACCAAGCUUCUGAUUCGGUAUCAACCACGGCCGCCAACCCGAAACCUUUAAAAUCAGUCGUUGAACCCCCUCAGGCUAAAGCCAAGAACAGAAAGCGUAAAGGGAAGGGAGAAAAGGUCCUGUCCGAAAGUGGAGAUGUGACUCCAAUGGCAGGUAGUUCAAACCAAGUUUCCGAUCUUAACAUGUUAUUUGCCAAACUGGUUCAACCACCGACUUCUGGGGCGGAAGCAAGCUCAGAGGUUAGGUCAAGUUUGGCGUCGUCCAAAAAACGCGUCCCUUCGUUUCUGGAGACUCUGAUGGGUUCUCCAGAACCCACCGCGAUUCCUGCUACGAAGACUGCCUCCCAUCAACCACCCGCCAACGAGCCCAAAUCAACGAAAAUCACUCUCGAGGGCUUAUUUGCUUCCGCAUUAAAUCCGACCAGCGAUAAUACAGCAUAUGAUCCCCAAAAGAACCAAUACAAGCCAGAGAGCUACAUAUGGGACCAUCGUCAGCAAUCGUUCCCAGAUGUUGACAAUUCUAUGACGCUUGCUACAACCCAGACCAGCGGAGUUCCACUUCGUCAGAUUGUUUCAACUUCGGAAAACACGGGAAUGGCGUUGCUUAACGAUAUCUUUGCUUCAGCUUCCGCGACAGGGCUUACAUCGUCUAUCAUCGCACCAUCCGAUCCAAUCUCGUUCCAAAAUAAUGCCUCCUCCGCAUCUAAUCAGUCUACCUCUCCCCUCCCAACAAAUACAAGCAAACACGCCGACGAGCCGGAGACCAUUGAGAUAUAUUCUCCUCGACCGAAGGCUCCGCUCAGUCUGGCUUCCAUGUUUGACGCCGCCGUCCGCGAUGCCACUCCUUCUCCAUCCACCGAGCUUGGCCUUGGUCUAAGUUUGGAUGGUAUUCAGGAGAAUGUAAGGCAGGGGAACCAGAUGAUGCUGACAACGCAAGUCCUGAACACCUUGCUAGGAACAGGCGGGUCGAUGGAUUUAAGCACGCAGGAUUAUAGGUCGAACGGACACGUGAUCGCAGAAGCGGAUACCAAUUCAUACGCUACCGCGGAGGUGAAUGCCGAGCCAGAGGAAAUUAGAAGAAAGUUGCUGGAUAUGAUAGGCUUAGGAACGGCAUCUCUCCCUCAUCCUCCAGCAACAAACGGCGAUGCAACGCCUCGUGUCCUGCUCAAAUAUAUCCCAACACUCUCAUCGAACUCUCUUCCUACAUCGGCGGAAUUCCUCAAACAACCUACGCAAACCGCCGAUGUCUCCUUUGCAGAGACAGACUAUGCGUUUAAUGAAGGCGAUGAUGAUGACGAGGCUAUCGUCGAGCUCGAUUUCUCGGAUACCCGAGCUUUGUCUGACCUCCGCGCCUUUGAAAAUAGAGAGCGAGCGCUCCGGGAGCAGCUUGUUGAGCGGAGGGCGGCCAGUCGAAGUGCAAGCAGAUCAACUACUCCUGCUGUAAUCAAUCAUGGACCGAUCCCAAACAAAGCGAAAAUCAACCUCAGAGGACCUGAUGUCAAUGGAGUGGACUUGAAGACCGAGGCCCAUGACUUUGCUUUAAAUGGCGAAAACCGUUAUGCUCCAUACGCAUCAUCUCCGUCCACUGCUCUACCGUCUACUUUGCCACAGAUUACUUCUUCCAAAGUAACCCUUCAUCCUGUGACUCCCGCAGAAAUGCCACGAAAGAUCUCGGCACCGAUUGCUGACACACCCGUUACACCUCCUGUGCCAACUACUAUAGCUCAAAAGACACCAACUGGAUCCCCUUCUAAGAAGAAAACUCGCCGUGGCCGAGGGAGAGGGAAAGAAAAGGAGCGAGAAAGUAGACAAGGAUCUCCCGUUCCCAAUAUACAAAGUGAAUCUAUUUCGCAUGCCAUGGGAAGUGUAACAUCUGAGGAUAUCGACGGUCAACCAGAUGUCGAAACGAAGGGGAUGGCGAUGGAGGAGUUAUCAGUACCCUCUUCAUCAUCCCACAAUCACGACUUACUCAUAGAUUCGGAGGUGUCUUCGCAAAUAAAUGCUUCUUUAUCAUUUGUGCUUUCGGGAAAAGAUAAAUAUCAGGUAAAUAAUAGAGACGAGUUGGCGGAACUUGCGACGAGGCUACUUCAGACGGACCGAAAUUUUGUGGAUGAGUUGUGGCGGGCUUGGAAAGGCUCAAAUGAGAAGUUUGCUACUAUCUCUGAAGGGAACAUUUCAACGGUCAUAGCAAGUAUGACUUCCCCCGUUGAGGCUUUCGACACCAGUACAGAAAAUGGAGAUCAAAAAUCGGAAUCCCCUUAUCCAACUUUACCUCAUAUAGCGCUCACCCACAGCGCACCAGCAAAAUUACCGACGUUGAUUGAUGGUUCAAGUAGCGUACUAUUUGACGCCGUCCGCCCAGUAUCCCCACAGUCAAAUUUUCAGCAUACCCUCUCUGGAUUACCUAGCCCAGCUAUCAUCAAUAAUGGGAAGGUUAUAGAAGCCGAAAGGCAAUGUGAUUCCGCAAUCAUAGAAGAGGAAAAUUCCCCGGACACGGUGGACUUUGGGGACGCAGACGAGAGCCAUGUCGUUGAGAGAUUGCUUUGAUUUUUAGUCUGCUUUAUUCAUUCCACUUUUCUAUCGCAGGACCGACUUACACAACAAUGCUUUGUUUGCCUAAUGCAUAUAUCGUUCGCUAUCUAGUUGUUGCCUCAUUUACGUUCUGUUCUGCAUUUGAAUAAUUGUACCUACUGUCUCACAUAUCAAUGGUUGUAUCACUUCUGAUCUGUAUCGUCCUUUUCAUGUAUCAUUUUUUUCUUGGAGGUUUUGUACAUGUACUUCUACCCUCUACGCUCGUGGGGGCAUACAUAUGU
This is a messenger RNA of Lentinula edodes (shiitake mushroom), 2863 nucleotides long. RefSeq lists its product as uncharacterized. NCBI's taxonomy places the organism in Eukaryota, Fungi, Basidiomycota, Agaricomycetes, Agaricales, Omphalotaceae. The transcript has 2 exons. Bases 198 to 2597 code for a protein of 799 amino acids. The record is from RefSeq and is a predicted model, not a curated record.